Cotesia congregata is the source of this 1209-nucleotide messenger RNA. The record is from the annotation of a GenBank genome assembly. NCBI's taxonomy places the organism in Eukaryota, Metazoa, Arthropoda, Insecta, Hymenoptera, Braconidae.
AUGUCCGAAGAUAGUUCAACGUUAUCAAAUGGUCUAGAGAGCAGAGACAAUCGAGGACGAGCACUACGUACUGAAACCACUGGAGCAGCAGCUGGAUCACGUUCCACGAGAUACCGGAUAGAAAUAUUGCGAGGGCUUAGUAAUAGCUUUAGAUCAGAACCAUCGAGUAGUUAUUCGACAAAUGCGACCUUUGAAGAACCCUCAGACACACACGCUGCAACAAUGUCUUCAGAAGAUGAGCCGACGUUUAAUUCAACGUCAAACGUAACAGAGCAUGAGUCUUCGGGUGAUGUUACUGAUGGAGCAUCAUCACCCAAUCAAACGUCUGCUAGUGCGCCUACAUUAAGUUCUGACGAAGACAAAAGGUAUUGCUGGGUAUGCUUUGCAACUGAUGAAGAUGAUGCAACAGCUUCGUGGGUUAAGCCAUGUCACUGCCGAGGUACUACUAAAUGGGUCCACCAAGGUUGUAUACAGAGAUGGGUUGAUGAAAAGCAGAAAGGUAGAGCUGGGGUUUAUGUUGCUUGUCCGCAAUGUAAUACACAGUAUAUUAUUGUUUAUCCACAUAUGGGUCCUUUAGUCGGAGUGUUGGAUACAAUAGACGGUGUAAUUUUUCGAGUGUGUCCGUUUAUUGCUGCUGGUAUAGUAGUAGGCUCCAUUUAUUGGACUGCUGUGACAUAUGGAGCUGUUACGGUGAUGCAAGUAGUGGGUUAUAAAGACGCCGUAUCUAUUCUUGAGUCGUAUGAUCCUCUAGUACUUUUAGUCGGGUUGCCAACAAUCCCCAUCAUACUUGUCCUUGGUAAAAUGCUGCGAUGGGAAGAUCAAGCCUUGAGGUUACUCAGAAGAUAUGCUUGCAAGGUUCCAGUUCUUAGACAUUUUUUGCCUCAAAGUUAUUCAGAUGAAGAACGAAUUCAAUCGCAAGAUGUACCACCAAUGAGAGAUCCGAUUUGUGCAACGAGAAUCAUUUGUGGUGCUCUUUUACUUCCUACUAUUGCUAGUAUUUGUGGUAAAAUAUUUUUCGAAAGUAUAAAUUCUAAUUUUCAACGUACAAUCCUUGGCGGCGUAGCAUUUAUUACGAUAAAAGGAGCAUUUAAGAUAUAUCACAAGCAACAACAGUAUGUGAGACAAUGUCAAAGACGCAUACUGGAUUAUACGGACAGUAAUGUCGCUAUGUACAGACGACGACAGAAUACUGAAAAUGGUCAGACGUAA